Messenger RNA from Peromyscus maniculatus bairdii (prairie deer mouse), 5369 nucleotides. It is a transcript of the gene Bmp10, whose product is annotated as bone morphogenetic protein 10. Gene Ontology annotation, cellular component: extracellular region. Lineage: Eukaryota; Metazoa; Chordata; Mammalia; Rodentia; Cricetidae. The record is from RefSeq and is a predicted model, not a curated record. Gene Ontology annotation, molecular function: growth factor activity; cytokine activity. Gene Ontology annotation, biological process: BMP signaling pathway.
GAUAAAACUGCCACUUAGAGCCCAGGGGAGUUAAGCCUUGCUAGGUUGGCCUGGGGAGCUGAGCAGAGUCAUGGGUUCUCUGGUCCUGCAGCUGAGCGCUGUCCUCUGCCUGGUGGCUCACUCCGUUUCUGGCAGCCCCAUCAUGGGCCUUGAGCAGUCACCCCUGGAAGAAGACAUGCCUUUCUUCGAUGAUCUCUUCACAGAGCAAGACGGUAUUGACUUUAACACACUGCUGCAGAGCAUGAAGGACGAAUUUCUCAAGACACUGAACCUGUCGGACAUUCCCCUGCAGGACACGGCCAGAGUGGAUCCGCCAGAGUACAUGCUGGAACUCUACAACAAAUUCGCCACUGACCGGACCUCCAUGCCGUCAGCCAACAUCAUCCGGAGCUUCAAGAAUGAAGAUCUGUUUUCUCAACCCGUCAGUUUUAAUGGGCUCCGGAAAUACCCUCUCCUCUUCAAUGUGUCCAUCCCUCACCAUGAAGAGGUCAUCAUGGCUGAACUCAGGUUGUACACACUGGUGCAAAGAGAUCGUAUGAUGUAUGACGGUGUGGACCGUAAGAUUACCAUUUUUGAAGUGCUAGAGAGUGUCGAGGGCGCCGAGGACGAAAGGAGCAUGCUGGUCUUAGUGUCAACAGAGAUCUAUGGAACCAACAGUGAGUGGGAGACAUUUGAUGUCACGGAUGCCACCAGGCGUUGGCAGAAGUCAGGCCCAGCGACACAUCAGCUAGAGAUCCACAUCGAGAGCACACAGAACCAAGCUGAGGACACCGGAAGGGGGCAACUGGAGAUAGACAUCAGUGCCCAGAAUAAGCACGACCCUCUGCUUGUCGUGUUCUCUGAUGACCAAAGCAAUGACAAGGAGCAGAAAGAGGAACUCAACGAAAUGAUCACUCAUGAGCAGGAUCUGGACCUGGACACCAACGGUUUUUCCAGUGGGCCUGACGAAGAGGCCUUGUUGCAGAUGAGGUCUAACAUGAUCGACGACUCUACCGCUCGAAUCAGAAGGAACGCCAAGGGCAACUACUGCAAGAAGACCCCACUCUACAUCGACUUCAAGGAGAUUGGCUGGGACUCCUGGAUCAUCGCGCCACCUGGGUACGAAGCCUAUGAAUGCCGCGGUGUCUGCAACUACCCUCUGGCAGAGCACCUCACACCCACAAAACAUGCUAUUAUUCAGGCCUUAGUCCAUCUCAAGAAUUCCCAGAAAGCUUCCAAAGCCUGCUGUGUGCCCACGAAGCUGGAUCCCAUCUCCAUCCUCUAUUUAGAUAAAGGUGUUGUUACCUACAAGUUUAAAUAUGAAGGAAUGGCCGUGUCUGAAUGUGGCUGCAGAUAGGAGAGGAGUCCCAUGGCUUAUUUAAUAACUGCAAAUGUGUAUAUUUUGUGUUCUAUUUAAUGAGACUAUUUAAUGAAGGUGUACAGACAAUAGAGGUUGCCAUCUUAGGGAAGUGGACAGGUCACAUGUGCUGUAGAAAAUGUGUAUUUUGCUAUACAAUCCGGUCCCUUCCACUCAUCUUGUUUGGACUCUCAUUUCCCAGUGAUACAUCUCUAACAACAAAAUGCAGGCCUGUACCACUUAUCCUCUGUGUCAGCUUGGAAAGAGCAGCCCCUAAAGGGAAAGAGUGUCAACACACAGAUAUUUGUGCAUGUUUGUGCAAGUGCACAUGAACUUAUAAAAUUCUUUUUGUCCAAAAGAGGCAGACUAUGCUCAUACAUGUGAGUGGCUUCCUCCAGAGUGUCUGUAUUAUAGGAUUUGGAAUUUAGGGUGAGAAAGUUCAUAUCGGGAGUUUAACCACCUAGAGAAGCAUAUUUUCCAGAUCUUCUGGGAAUGUGAAUGUAGUUCUUUUCAGUUGUAUCUGCCAUGUCUCAGAGCAGCAGGCUCGAUGAGCAGGCUGCUGACUCAAGAGGUGGGUGGGGUUGUCAGAUACACGAAACAAAUGGCCUUGACAGGCAAGAGAUGCACUUGCAAAGACCAGGCCCCUGGGCCAUGUACUCCGGAGGACAGUUGCCUGGUCAAGAAAGAUGCGGGUGGGGGCCUUCAGGACUGACUCCCCCUCAGUUCACAGGAGGCAAGGCCACAAGUGCCGGCCUUUUCUGCUGUCGAGGGCCAUGGAGGUGGUGGAGGGGGAGAGGAGGAAGGGCGCAGGUGGUGUCCUCAGGUGUGAUGGUAAAAAUCGCCACCAUUCUAAUGGGAUAAUUAAAUCUUUUUGGACAAAAUAAAGUGAUCCAAGACUAAGAGGACUAUCAGAAUAGAGCUAUUUGAUGGACUCUACUGAAAACAGUCUUCAUUUUAUGACCCCCCAAUCUUUCAUCUUCUCUUAUUUACCUUUCUGCCCAUCAUGCCUCUGGUUUGGUUGUCUUUCUUUCCCGUUCUUUACCCAUGACAUGAGCUGGGAGGAGGCACCUGAAAGCAUUUUCACUCAGUGUGAAAUCAGUUAGUGGUUUGACUUGUAGACUUAUUCUGGAAAUGGAACUUGAUUUGAUUUUAGCUAUAUCCUUUACUCUAUGUUUUUCAUGAGGAAUACAGAAUAGAAGACUAGAGUCCAGGUGAAUACAUUCAAACCCAUGAAUUAGUAGAUGCUUGAGCUGGCGACUCAAAUGUUGAGCUUAAACUUUGAAAUCAGCCUUGAUCUUGGAAGGGACCCUAUAGCAUGCCCAUUCUCCCCACUCCCCUCUCCUUCCAGUUGGAAAUUAUUCUCCAUCAUCAGGUGGGUUAUAAGGACACUGAGACCCUAGCCUUACAGCUUCCUAUUAGGGUUCUAGACUCUGUACAGGAGGAUCUAGAGCAGGCAGGUCCUAAGUCACCCCAGCAUCAGCAGACAGGUGACACAGUGAUUCACAUGAGAAGCAGGAAUGUGGCUUCCAGUACAUUGCCCAAACCCUACCCUCUUGGUACUAUAUAUUAAUUUGGGGCUAGCUAUCAGCUUCCUUUCCAUAAACUUCUUAGGGUUAUACAUUCAGAUUGUUCUGUCAAGGAAAGACAUUUUCUGAAUUUGAACUUCAACUCCAAAUAGCCAGUUGGUCAAAAUGGAAAUCUCAGAGAAGUUGUUGCCCUAGAAGAGGAAUAUUUUGACUAUAAGUGGGAACACGGUGAGGGACAUUGUCUUGGCUGAGAUGGAGAUUCAACUCUUUAUAACACCAUGUGUUUGAGCACAUGCAUAAAUCUGUGUAGAUAUAGCUGCCAUUGGAUAGCCACAGCAGCAUCCCCCGAGGAAAUGGUACAGCCUUCAUAAUCUAUGGUACACCACACAUACUCAUACUCCAUGGUACUGCUGGUCCUUCUUUCUCAAGGACACUAUCAUAGACAUAUAACAAACUCUCAGCUUGGCAGGAAUAGUUUCUUCUAAAUUCUAGUCAUGGCUCCACAACCAGCCCAGGGCAGAGAGCAGCCCAGCUUUGUAAUUUCAAUAGUUUAGAUGUGUCGUGUGAUGCCGAAUGACUUGCAAACUCCAGGGAAACAUGACAGCCAGAUCUGUGGAACUGCAUGCUCUCUGGCUCAGAACACCACUGACAUUGACAUCUGAUACUGGAGGGGUCAGCUCUUGUACCCCACCGUGCCCGCGGCUGCUGGCCCAGCCAGCUCUUGGAGAGACUUUGCUGAGCUCUGGAAGGGAGGUGACCGUUGAGGCUGUCUACAUAUCCCACACACUGCUCCAUUUCCUACGGUGCAAACGUAAGCUGCAUUUUUCAUGAUGGUCUUCUUGUACAAAGGUGUGCAGAUAGUCACGUAUUGGAUAUUCAAGCGUUGCUGUUUUCAUGAUUGUUGUGAAUUUUGCUGCCUUAUCAAAAAGUGAAAUGACAAAAGCCAUAAAUAGACGCAUUCUUCUCCCUUCUCCCAGCCACUGCCUGCAGCCUGUUUCCUUCGCUGUCUUAACCUGAAGCCACAGAAUGGGUAGAUAAAACUUAGUGAUGCAUUUCUGUGAUGACAAAUUUUCCACUGCGGCCAGCCCAUACCAAUCUUGCUUUAUUUUUAUUUCUUAUGCUUUGAUGGCAAAAGCUGAUAAACCUAACAACUCUUGAGGGAAACUCUAGCAGGGGACUGGACAGCUCACCACCAGCAUGGUUAUGUAAAAGUUUCUAGGCUUCUUACUAUUUAUUGAUUAAUCUAUUUAUUUUUGUAAUAUAGUGUAGAAUAUUAAAUAUUUUAUUUUUAUGUGUGUGACUCCCUCUUGAAUAGAAUAGCCUUCUCUGCAGUCCAUAGUGCACCCUUCCCAGGAGUGUAGCUUGACUGGAUUGUACACAUAUAUGUCUGCCUCUGCUUUUUACAUCAAACUGGUAUUUAAGGGAUCCGGCCAUGGCUUUGUGUGUUUGUGUCUUGUGGGCAAACUGUGAGCCCUUCCCUGUAUCUGCUGACUUGUAAAUAGCGGAGUUGAAACUGAAACACAGAUGUUUCUGAACGUGUUUGGUCAAUAAAUGAUAUGCCACCCCCUAAGUCAACCUGGUCACUUCAUCAUGAGAGAGAAACAUGGUCAGCCAUAAGUGAAUGAUUACUACUCCGUUAAUGGAAGUGGCAUUUAAUUGAACCUCCCCCCAAAUGGGGCCUUUUUUUUUUUCUGAAAAUAUCCAUUGCCUCCCUGAUCUGCCAACUUAGACACACAAUUGUACCAAAAAAAAGUCAAGGAUAUUAAUGUAGCGAUUCCUCAGAAGUUGAUCUUCCAGCACCCUGCCCUUUUCUAGUGUGAAACUGUUAGUCUGGGAAUUUAAUGAUGAAAUACUUUUAAAAAUGAUUACUAGGGUUUUAUCAUCUUUUUUAUAAUUUAUAUUCUUUCAGUGACAGAUAUGUUCAUAUGAAGGAAUUUACAUCUCGAUUUUUACCAAAUUUAUAAAGUGUAGCAGUGUUUAGGCAAAAUAUUUUGUUAUUUAUUUGCGGUGCUGUGUAGAUCCACUUCGGAGUGAGCCCCACUCCGGCCCCCUUAACUCUCCGCAGUUCUGUAAGUCCAUGUGCGGUGGGAAAGGAACAUGGAUUUUCUGUGUGUAUUUUUGAUUUCAGAGGGAGAGCUAACCCUGUACCACGCCAGCACAAAAAGGAUGUUUCCACACACGGAAACAACCCACGGAGAAUGAUCAUUCGUGGUAAUCAGUUCAUUUCUGUCACACGUGCGCACUGGUGUUUGUGAGCUACUGGCCGAAAUGCGGCGUGGGGAUUGACAGGCUCCGAGGCAUCCAGGAAAUUAGUUGAUACCUGGACACGCCGAAUCAGCUAAGCACAGUCAUUUCUUCGGAAAAGCAAGUUCAUCAUUCUUGUCCAGAUCUACUGCAAGUUAAACCAAAUGGAAGAUGGAGAUAAAUAUUUCACACUCUGUUCAUUAAACAAAUGUGUACAUCAGAGCCAUCUUGUUAAAUAAAGUGGAAAAAUUAUUUUGACAAUA